This is a messenger RNA of Oldenlandia corymbosa var. corymbosa, 515 nucleotides long. Lineage: Eukaryota; Viridiplantae; Streptophyta; Magnoliopsida; Gentianales; Rubiaceae. The record is from the annotation of a GenBank genome assembly.
UGCGACCGUAUUGAGUUGAUGAUACAAUACUUUUUGUUUCCCAGAAUCAUACUUGUCAAACCACAAGGAAAUUUCACCAUUAACAAUGACGAAGGCAAAUAUCAUCAUGAUGGCAACCUUGGCAGCAGCUGCUAUGUUAUCGGAAGCACUCGAUGCGCAAAUUUACAAGUUUGAUUGCGUUGGGUGCAAGUCAGUAUGCGGCGGAAGCAGGUUUGGGAAAAUUUAUUGUGCAGGAGAUCACUCAAUGUGUUACUGCGAGCCUGAGUGUGAAGUAGGCCAAAGGAGGCAUCAAACCACCAGAUCCGGAGUCUACUGGAAUGGAGCUUUUCAUUGUCCCGAUUGUGACCUCACUUGCGGCAAAAAUUACACCAUGGCAACGGUGUGGUGCGACUCUCCUGAAGGCUUUGACUGUCAUUGUGCUGCUCCCCAGAUGUCUGAUUUUUGUGAUUGAACACUGUGAUUCUAAAUAAUAAUAUAUAAAACGGGUGUAGUUAACAGGAUUGAAUAAAAGACGG